Molecule: messenger RNA, 345 nt
Organism: Thlaspi arvense
Lineage: Eukaryota; Viridiplantae; Streptophyta; Magnoliopsida; Brassicales; Brassicaceae
Source: the annotation of a GenBank genome assembly
AUGUCAAAGGAUCAUAUCAUAAAGAUCUAUGAGGAUGAACCAGUUCUUCAGGCGUUCAAGCUGAUGAGGAGAAAGAGAAUCGGAGGCAUACCCAUCGUUGAAAUGAAAAGUGAGAAGCCAGUAGGCAACAUAAGCAUUAGAGAUGUUCACUUUCUCCUCACUGCACCAGAUAUUUACCAUGACUACAGUUUACUCGUGGUGAAUCACAAUGAAGAACUUCUUAGUGGCAGUGAGAGAGCAUCGUGGGGAUACAUCAGCACCUAUGAUGAGUGGUGUCAUCGCUUGCACAAAGAACCAUACGCUAAAGGAACUGAUCUUGAUGCUAGACGCCGAGAAGAUCCAUAG